Helicoverpa zea (corn earworm) is the source of this 3324-nucleotide messenger RNA. RefSeq lists its product as uncharacterized. NCBI's taxonomy places the organism in Eukaryota, Metazoa, Arthropoda, Insecta, Lepidoptera, Noctuidae. Bases 63 to 2456 code for a protein of 797 amino acids. The record is from RefSeq and is a predicted model, not a curated record. The transcript is spliced from 6 exons.
GCUACGGCGAGCGGCAGUUACAGUCGGUCGCUACGCGCGCUACGAGUGUUCGCGACCACGUAAUGUUGUGGUGUUCGUUCGCGCUCUUGGCACUGUUCGCCACCGUCCAAGGACGAGCGGUGAACAUAAGCAACACAUGGGUGCUGCCUGAGGAAGGGUUCCCGGUGUUCUACCGCUACUUCAGGGACCGCAUCUCAUGGUAUGAGGCUGAUGCUGUCUGCCAGUUCCAUCAUGCCAACCUUGUCACAGUUGAUACAACGGCGCAGUACGAUGCGGUGCGCGCCUACCUCAAAGAGCUGGAUAUUUCGAGCGCCGUGUGGGUCGGCCUCAUCCGCAGUAAUCCUGAUGGAGACUUCACAUGGACUGACUACCGUGGUCUAAGCGGUGAUGGGUACUGGAGCUCCGCCCCCGACGCGCGCACAGCCCCGCUCUGCGCAGCCGCCGACCCUGCUGCCGACUACCGAUGGGAAGCACGGGCCUGUGGAGGACCCACUGUCGCUUCAUUCAUCUGUGAACUACCUGUGCCUCAGUGGGCGUUAGGAAAUGAAGGAUGCAUGGUGCGAGCUUUGCCGGCGCUGACGAUCCUAUACCUGCCUGAAAGUGCUGCGGUCCAACUAACUGCUGACUGCGGCUUAGCUGGUGUUAAACGUGUGCAGUGCACUGGCAAUGUGAAACGCGAAGAUCUACUAAAAGACUUAUCAUGUACAGAAGAAGAUGAAAUAACUAGCACUCCCAACUUAACAUCUAUGGGUAACACAUGGCCGGUAUCUACUGAUGCAACGUUUACUGAUCAAGAAACAACAACAACAGAAGGCACUACUGAAGAAAAUCUCACAACUGAACAUGAAGACGAUAUAAAUCAGUCUACUACUGUUACAUCGACGUCUACUACACACAACCUUAAUGUUGUAAUGGAACAUAAAUCACCAACACUUCUUAAUGUCAACAAAUUAAACAGACUUAACUUCGACAAGAACAUUGAUUUAGGUUUGAUGCAAAACAAUAACUUACAAAGUAACUACAUUCCGAAAAUUGCAAACAGCGAUAACUACAUUACAAAUGAAGAACUGGAAAAAAUGGAAGAUGAAAAACAUAUGCAACACAAAAUGUUGCACGAAGAAAUUGCAAGACUUGGUAAUCUUGAAAAUAUAUUUACUCAACCCACAGAUCAUUUUGUUCCUCCGUUAGUAAUGGCGAAGGCUAAAAUCAGUGAUGAUAUGACCGUUUUGUCUCUACAAGAAAAACAUGCACAACAAAUAGCAGAACAACAUUACUACAAGCAAGGUAUUCAAAAUGGACAAAAUGAUCAUGUUUACCAGAACAUUAUUAAGUCCACAACACAACAACCGAAACCAUUAAUUCUAGGACAAGAAGUAACAACAAAAAAUAAAGAAGAUUCGAAAAAAGACAAGCCUAAGUCUAUUAUGCCGAAAAAAUAUAUCGAGAAAAUAUACGACCCUAAAAGUAAGCCGCAAAGAACCGUUGAAACAAAAAUAGGAACAGUCGAAAAAGCUGUGCCAUCUACAAUGCCUACGGAAAUAACAACUAAACAAAGUGAAACUACGCCGAUGACUCAUUUCCAUAAAAUGGAUGACGAUUCUGCUCUCGACCUCACAGUUUUCCUAAAGGAUGAACCAGAACUACCAAAAGAGAAAAUUCCUUUCCCCAACUACACCGGAGAUGUAUCUAAAUUGGAGGUCAUAACAAACAUCACAUCCAAUAACGAAACUGAAAUAAAAUUAGUAGAUGUGGAGGCUACCGAAGAAGUUAAACAUGAAAUUCCUAUCAAAACAUUUGAUGAAUCCACUCAAAAUGUCACUUUGAAUCACGAGGUUGUCAAAAUUACUAUAAUUUCUGAAAGCCACACAACUGAAGCUCCGACUACAUUUGAAAUCACUACUAGAGUACCAAUUGUUCAACAAACUACUGUGAACAGUGUAGUAUCGACUACUCAUAAAGAAUUUACUGAUGAAAUUAACAACAAAACCGAAUUGUUACCAACUACUCAGCCAAAUGUAGGUACGACUGAGCUAUACACAGCAAAACCUGUCGUGGAUGACUCUAAUGCCACGGGAAUAUCCGUGUCCACGAACAAUACCGCUGCUUUUGUACAUACUGAGUCAACGGAGAGGACACCAAGUACAACCAAAGAAGUGCCUGUGACAACCACUACUGAAUUAAAUAACAAUACUAGUACUCAGAAUAAUCUGCAGCAACACGUUUCUUCGACGGCUGCUCCUGCUGUAGUAGAACUGAAUCAUAAUAUCUACAUAGAAAGUUUUAGUGAAGAGACCCAUGAUGAAUUUGGUUCAAUGAACAAUUCGACAGACGCAAUAGAUGAUUUCCAAUCUCCGUUACUUUCUGGAGCAAAUGAACCGUUGCAUCGACCCAACAGAUCUCGAAGGCCACAACAGCCAAAUCGAAAUAAGUUCAAUCCAUUUCGCAUAUUAGGUUAGAUAUUAAAUAUUCAUACUGCAAUUACCAUUUUAAUGAAUUACUGGUGAUGACUGAACAAAAUCCUUAACAUCUAACGUAAUUAGUUAUAGUGGGUCACGGUCACAUUAUAAAUUGUGAUGGCACGGUGCACGUAGUUCAUUUAUAUUAAUAUGUUUUAACAUUUAGUCAUCUAUCGGAUGAAACGCAUGCAAAUCAUAGUCACAAACAUGAACAUUAUGAAUGUCAGCUCGGGUACGGAUUUCCGUUAUUACCAUAUUUAUCAAUAGAUACCCUCGUAGUCUCAUAACAUAUUUACUCAUAAAGUCAUGUAUGUUUACGUGUAGGCUUUGUUCAAAAUAUACUUAACUCGUUUUGAGAUUAGACUCAAUUAUGUAUCUAGUCUAUAACUUAGUCAAUUCAUGUUUUAGCAUAGCAUAGCUAUUUAACAUAAUGAACUUGUUUUGAAUAAAAAUUAAGUAUCCAUAGAUUUUCAGAUUUGCCAAAUUAUUGAAUCUUCAUAAUUAUACAUAAGUCUCACUAUGUGCGAGUACUAACUUACUCAUGGACAUUCAGACAGUCAAUGUACUUACAUAGUAGGUUAGUAGGUAAAAAUGGAAUUAUGCGUAACGAAAUUCACAAACCAUAUCAUGUUAGAAUAAGAGUUAGUUUAGAGAAAUUUUAUUUUUUAUGAAACCUAAGGUACAUUGUAAGAUUAUGCACAAGUGAAUCGUUGACAAAGAACCGCACUACGUGACAUGCGAAUUAAACAACGUAAAAACAUUUCAUGAACAACCGUCAUGUAGCUGCAACUCUUUGUAUUAUUUUUUUGUAUAAUAUGUAGUCCCCAGGUUAUGUAAUAAGAUUUUUUAAUAAAAUUGAUAAAACAUG